AUGCAUGCAGGGCAAAGGAUAAUCCAAGCUUUUCGCCGGAAACAAUACCCCUUGCUUAUGUCCAAGCGAGGAUUGCUGACAAAGAGCUAUAAUCGAGGGCCUUCGAAUCCACCUUUAAUUGAAUCAACCGUCGGUCAACACUUCGCCAAAAUAGUGGCAGAUCACGGUGACAGAACAGCUGUCAUAUCGAGACAUCAAAAUGAUCGCAUAUCCUAUGCAUCACUAGAUGCCAGAAGCAAUGCCCUAGCCAGAGGGCUAGAGUCCGUCGGAGUCAGGAAAGGUGACAGAGUCGGUGUUAUGCUUGGGAACAGCAUGGAAUAUGCUGUGGCUACAUACGCACUGUUCAAACUCGGAGGCAUCCUGGUACCACUCAAUCCAUCGUUCAACAUCGAUCAAGCGGUCUGCGCAUUGAAACACCUUGAGUCGAGCCAUCUCAUCAUAAAUGCAGAGUCCAAUCUUCCUCGCAGAAGUCCCCGCAGCAAUAUACCUUUUCUUGAACAUCUGGUCGAGGAUCUCUCGGCGUCUAAACUGACUUCUACCUUGGUACCUUCACUAAAGGAAAUAAUCCUUGUUGACAACUCCGACGGCCGUAUGGAUGCAUCGUCUUUCAAGAGUCUAACAUCAUUUUCCUCAAUCGAUUCCCAAUUAUCUGCAGAUAGAAAGCCCUUGAUGGAGCGAGAUCUUUCUCCGCAUGACAUUGUGAAUAUUCAGUUCACUUCUGGCACAACGGCGAUGCCAAAAGCAGCAUGUCUUAGCCAUCGAUCUAUCCUGAAUAAUGGUUCGCAUAUUGGAGACCGCAUGCUUCUCACCCCAAAUGAUAUCGUCUGCUGUUCACCGCCGCUCUUCCAUUGCUUCGGUUCCAUUCUUGGGUAUAUGGCAACAGUCACGCAUGGUUCAGCCAUUGUCUUCCCAUCCGAGUCAUUUGAUGCGUAUGCCGCACUUAAAUCAGUUCAAGAAGAGAAAUGCACUGCAUUAUAUGGUGUUCCAACCAUGUUUCUAGAGGAAAUCAGCCUGAUUGAAUCAGGCAAGAUAUCUAUGGAUGGUUUUCAACAUUUACGGACCGGUAUCGCAGCAGGGAGCAGCGUUCCCGCAGAGCUAAUGAAAAAACUUCAUAGCAUAUUAAACCUGACGGAGCUGACAAUCUGCUAUGGCAUGACAGAGACCAGCCCCGUCUCUGCCAUGACUACUACAGACGACCCAAUCGAAAAAAGAAUCUAUACUGUGGGAAGGCCAUUGCCACAUGUUGAAACUAAGAUUGUAAACCCUGAAGAUAUCACAGAAACUCUCCCAAUUGAAACACGCGGAGAGUUGGCCGUCAGCGGCUAUCUGCUGAUGAAGGAGUAUUGGAAUGAUCCAGAGAGAACGGCCGAGGUGAUGGUCGCAGACGAGAAUGGGAAACUUUGGAUGCAUACUGGCGACGAAGCAUCAAUGUCUCCGGAUGGUUAUAUCUCUAUUACCGGCCGCAUCAAAGACUUGAUUAUUAGAGGUGGCGAAAAUAUUCACCCUUUGGAGAUUGAGAACUGCUUGCUAGCAAAUCCCGAGAUCGUAGACGUGUCUGUUGUCGGCAUACCAGAUGAGCGAUAUGGUGAAGUUGUUGCUGCCUUUGUGAACCUUCGGAAAGAGGCAUCUAUUACUGUUCAGGAAAUUCAGCAAUGGGUGCGGGAGAAGCUAAGUAAUCAUCUGGUCCCCAAACAUGUUUUCUUCCUUGGACCGUUAGAGACUUUCCCAAAGACGGCAAGCGGAAAGAUACAAAAGUUCCAGCUUAGGGCGAAAGCUAUCGAACUUCUAGAGAAAGAGGAAGCAAAACCAUCCGAUGUCUGA
Molecule: messenger RNA, 1821 nt
Organism: Penicillium taxi
Lineage: Eukaryota; Fungi; Ascomycota; Eurotiomycetes; Eurotiales; Aspergillaceae
Exons: 8
Coding region: 1-1821 (606 amino acids)
Biological process (GO): fatty acid metabolic process
Molecular function (GO): medium-chain fatty acid-CoA ligase activity
Source: RefSeq, a predicted model, not a curated record